Messenger RNA from Magnolia sinica, 2737 nucleotides. RefSeq names its product 5'-3' exoribonuclease 3-like. Gene Ontology annotation, cellular component: nucleus. Gene Ontology annotation, molecular function: RNA binding; 5'-3' RNA exonuclease activity. Gene Ontology annotation, biological process: nuclear-transcribed mRNA catabolic process. NCBI's taxonomy places the organism in Eukaryota, Viridiplantae, Streptophyta, Magnoliopsida, Magnoliales, Magnoliaceae. The coding region runs from base 1570 to 2532 and encodes 320 amino acids. The record is from RefSeq and is a predicted model, not a curated record. The transcript has 12 exons.
UCCACUUAAAAAUUUUGGUGUCUUGCAUCCUACAUAUUUGAUAAUUUGCUUAUAUGUGUUAGAAGUGAUUUUCAUCCAUUAAUUUUUUAUAUAUUAUUAAUCCCACUGAUUUGCACAUAGAAGUAAAAGUUGCGUGGUUUUCCAACAUUCCUCCACCGUUGCAAAUCUACUCUAGAAGAUGCGACUAUUUCUAUUCAGCCACAGCUCCCAAAUGAUUAAGCGUGGAACAAUUCCUUUCACGCGACUCGGCCGGGAAGAGUUGCGAGCUGCUCCGCACCAAAGGAGAAUUCUUUGGUGAAUUGGCUGCUUAUGUGUGGACUGGAUAUAAAAAAUUCUACCAAAUUGCUCCGAGACUGAUGAAGCUAGGGAGCAUUAGCUGAAUAAGUGGUUUGAUCCUUCCACUGCACUUGAGAUAACAUUGGAGGCCAUACCUGCAUGCACAGCUGGUUGAUUGCUAUGAUCAAGCUCUGCUUGAUGAUGGUAAUGAGAUUCAUCAGAUCUCCCAUUAAGCUGGCUACCAACCAUUUCCUGGACCUAGGUUAAACUUCCCCGUCACUCUGGACUUGGGAUGUUUCUUGAACCUUCACUUACAUGAGCCCGUCUUUUUAAAAAUUUUGCGCCAAGACUAUAUCAGGUAUACAGCAAGGGCAUAUCGAUGGAAAGGAGAUGACUGACCUCUGAAUGGAAGAUUCUACCGAGACUGCACCAUUUAGAACUCUUCAAGAAAAACUUAAAAUUUUUGGAAUGAAUUUGUUCCAAAUCCACUUGGACCACAGGUUUCUUUCCCUUGACAAACAAAUCUGAUUCCAAGCUUGCUUCGUGCUGAAUUGUCCCGAUGUCAAUCUAACCCAUAUGAGUGAAGGUUCCACUAGCUAUCCAAAUAAGAUCCCCAGAAAAUAGAAUCUAUGUUUCAAUAGCCCCCAAGAAAUCAUUGCGGACCUAUUAUUGGAUAAUCAUUACAAUUUUCUUUUCCUUUAUUUUCCUUUAUUUUGCCUCAAUCCAAACAUGCCCUCCGAAGAAGAAGAAAAAAAGAAGAUCCAAAGGAUGAUCCAAUCUGGGAAUUUUUUAGUUCAUUCCUGCACUGUUGGCAAAUUAGAUAACAAGCUAGACUACCAAGGCCCACUCUGAGUACACAAUUGGGAGCCUCAGAACUGGGCCUGUUUGAUUUUCCAUGAUACAGGUAAAUCACGGUAAAUAAGUAAUUAUUACUUUUUUUCACAUGGUUUGAAAAUGUGAAAGUAAUUCCAUAUCGAAAAUUGAUACAAAAAUGUUGACUUAAAUCCGUGGACCCCACCGUAAUCUAUAUGAUACAUCCGCACCGUCCAUCUAAUUUAUUAAAACAGUUUGGUGCAUGAACCGAAAAAUGAGGCAGAUUCAACAUUCAAAUGGCCCACCUGAAAGGAAACAGUGGUCUUCAUUCAUCCACCAUUGAAAGUUGUUUCUUUCAUGGGGCCCAUAUUGAGGUUUUUUCAUCAUCUAACCUGUUCAUAGGGUCACACAGACAUGGAUAAGUAGAAAACACAAAUAUCAGCUUGAUCAAAAACUUAUAAGGACCCCAAGAAGUUUUUAAUGUUCUUGAAAAUCCAGGAAUUACGCAAAUAUUUGAUACACGCCAUGAAAAUUACUGAACCUCCCAUAGGCUUCUGGAUAAACCCCGACCGAUUCAUAGACGAUUUCAUCUUCCUGUGCUUCUUCUUGGGAAAUGAUUUUUUGCCUCCACUGCUUUCGUUGGAAACUCAUGAGAAUGCUGUGGAUUUGCUAAUGGUUGCUUACAAGAAGAACUUCAAAAGCAUGGGUGGAUAUCUAAUCGAUACACAACAAUUGCAUGAGAAGCAUGCCGCCUGUAUAAACAGCAAAGGAGUACAACGGCUUAUGGGUGAUGUUAGUUCUUUUGGAGGAAAAGAAUUAAAGGGACAGGAGUUUGAAAAAUAUGUGGAAGGCCUAUAUUGGGUCCUUUGCUAUUAUUUUGGAGGAGUAUGGUCGUGGAGCUGGUAUUACGGUAAACAUGAUGAUGCUACAUGUCCUUCCGAAAGCGCCGACGCACUUCCAGAAGCAGAUAAGGCCCCAAUGAUUUGUUCAGAAUCAAAUGUCCACCCCCCUGGUUCCAAUGUUGACAAAGAUGAAAAGCAGAAUAUGCCGCAGGACGAAGAAGUUCGAAGGAAAGCUGUUGCGCACGAAAUGAUUUUUGUUCAGGCCAGUCAUGAUUUAGGACCACAAGUCGCUUCUCUUUAUCAUGGAUUUGUCCAUGCAUCAGGGAAUGAGCAGAUCAUAAACAAAAUUACCAUUGACAGUGAGAAAAGUGAUGGCUUGAAUGGUUUUCUUAUGAGAUGCAACAAGCAAGUGUGCAUAGAUGAUGAUAGCAGCUCUCUUUUGAAGGGGAUGGAGAAGAAUGAUGUCGUAUGUGCAAUUUUCGAGAACCCACUGUUUGAUCAUCAUAAUCCUGAGCCACCUAAACAUGUUACAAUGCCUGAAAAGAUCCAAUUCUCAGAGUCCAGAAGCACAAGGAAAGGACUCGAGGGCUUACAGGAGUGAUAACCGGAGAUCCACUUCUCAGCCUCUGGCAACACCAGGACAUGGCUCGAGGGCUGAUGUGAGUGAUAAGUGGAGACCCACUCCUCAGCCUCCGGCAGCACCACGAAAUGGCUUGAGGGCCGACAAGAGUGAUAACAGGAAAUCCUCUCCUCAGCCUCCGGCAGCACCACGAAAUGGCUCGAGGGCUGACGAGAGUGAUAACUGG